ACUCUCUCUCUCCCUGACUGCGAAGACUUCCCGAAACGGUUACCUAUCAUCACAGGCACGGAGGCACGCCCACAUCAACUGAUUGCCUUCAAUCUUUUGAUUUUCAAUGAUCAAAAGCCCUUUUGCUUGUCAAAUUUCUCUUCUUUUGAUUUUCAAUAUUCACCAUUUGUUUGUUCAAUUUCUUGUGCAAACCAAUAAGGAGGAGAAGAAGGGGGAACAAGCGAAAAAAAACCCUACGCAGAAUAAGACUGCAGAAGUUGACCAAUUCAAGCACUUAGUUGGAUCAUUGUGAAUUUGGAGAAGUGGGUUUUGUUUGGAAUUUGGAUUGAAAGUUGAUGCGAGAGGUGGAUGGUGGGAAUUUAAUUUAGCUCGGUAGAGGUGUUGAAGAAAUUUUUUUUCAUUUUGAUGGAUUGGUUAUGCUGUUUUAAUUCUUCCUACUCUCAGCUCGUAGGACGUUCAUCAUCAAACUCUGGUAAGGGAAAAGGCCAUGAGGGGUUAAUCAAGUAUGGUUUCAGCUUAGUAAAGGGGAAAGCUAAUCAUCCAAUGGAGGACUAUCAUGUUGCUAAGUUUAUUCACAUACAAGGGCAUGAGUUGGGGUUAUUUGCUAUUUAUGAUGGUCAUUUGGGAGAUACUGUGCCUGCCUUCCUACAAAAGCAUUUGUUUUCCAAUAUACUGAAGGAGGAAAACUUUUGGGUUGACCCCAAUAGAGCCAUUGCAAAAGCUUAUGAGAGGACAGACCAAGCAAUUCUUUCACAGAGUGCUGAUUUGGGGCGGGGCGGGUCUACUGCUGUUACUGCAAUUUUGAUAAAUGGUCAAAGAUUAUGGGUAGCCAAUGUUGGAGAUUCACGUGCGGUUCUUUCAAGAGGUGGCCAGGCACUUCAAAUGACCAUAGACCAUGAGCCCAACACAGAAAGAGGCAGCAUCGAGAACAAAGGCGGCUUUGUCUCAAACAUGCCAGGUGAUGUGCCUAGAGUUAAUGGCCAGCUGGCAGUUUCUCGUGCUUUUGGGGACAAAAGCCUUAAGACUCAUUUGCGAUCCGAUCCCGACAUACAAAAUGUUGACGUUGAUAACAGCACAGAGCUCCUAAUCCUUGCAAGUGAUGGUCUUUGGAAGGUGGUGGCUAACCAAGAAGCUGUCGACAUUGCAAGAAAGAUCAAAGACCCGCAGAAAGCUGCAAAGCAAUUAAUAGUCGAGGCUGUGAAAAGAGAGAGUAAAGAUGAUAUAUCCUGUAUCGUCGUUAGAUUUAGGGGAUGAAACCUUCUUAAGCAUUUCCGCUCUCCAGGUGCAGUAGAUACCUAAAUAAGAGUUUCUUUACACGAGAUUCCAAUUUCUGGAUUAGACAGCCAACGAAGCAGAUACCUGGUCGACGUAAUCCCUGGAGUUCUGAAAUAUGGAAUUUGCAUAAUGAAAACAAGAACUAUAGAUGGGUUACUUACUCCUACUCCUUUGUAAAUUGAUUUUAUUGAUUAGGUUGUGGUGCUUGAUAUUGUUUGAUAUCUUUGAAAAGUUGUCUUAGAGAUCGUAUGUAUAUUUUUCUUCCAAUUUGCACAGAAGACCAGAGCAUGUAUCCAUGACAAAUGUGGGUUUGAUUGUGUAUUUAUUUUUCAGUAUGGUUCGAUGCC
Tripterygium wilfordii is the source of this 1622-nucleotide messenger RNA. RefSeq names its product probable protein phosphatase 2C 10. The transcript is spliced from 6 exons. Bases 406 to 1254 code for a protein of 282 amino acids. Gene Ontology annotation, molecular function: protein serine/threonine phosphatase activity. Lineage: Eukaryota; Viridiplantae; Streptophyta; Magnoliopsida; Celastrales; Celastraceae. The record is from RefSeq and is a predicted model, not a curated record. Gene Ontology annotation, biological process: protein dephosphorylation. Gene Ontology annotation, cellular component: cytosol; nucleus.